Protopterus annectens (West African lungfish) is the source of this 1533-nucleotide messenger RNA. Its product is annotated as deleted in malignant brain tumors 1 protein-like. The record is from RefSeq and is a predicted model, not a curated record. The transcript is spliced from 12 exons. NCBI's taxonomy places the organism in Eukaryota, Metazoa, Chordata, Ceratodontiformes, Protopteridae. Bases 1 to 1533 code for a protein of 510 amino acids. Gene Ontology annotation, cellular component: membrane.
AUGGCCAGUGACAUUCGUCUAGUAAAUGGCUCUAAUUCAUGCUCUGGAAGAGUAGAGGUCUAUCACAGUAAUGAGUGGGGCACAGUGUGUGAUGAUGGAUGGGGAAUGGAGGAAGCUGCAGUUGUAUGUAAAUAUUUGGGAUGUGGAGCUGCUGUUUCAGCACCAGGAAGUGCAUACUAUGGAGGAGGAACUGGGCCAAUAAUGCUGGAUGAUGUGAACUGCAUAGGAUCUGAGUCUUCUGUGAAGCAAUGCCCAUUCAGGGGAUGGAAAGUACACAACUGUGGUCAUAGUGGCAUUCGUCUAGUAAAUAGCUCUAAUUCAUGCUCUGGAAGAGUAGAAAUCUAUCACAGUAAUGAGUGGGGCACAGUGUGUGAUGAUGGAUGGGGAAUGGAGGAAGCUGCAGUUGUAUGUAAAUAUUUGGGAUGCGGAGCUGCUGUUUCAGCACCAGGAAGUGCAUAUUAUGGAGGAGGAACUGGGCCAAUAAUGCUGGAUGAUGUGAACUGCAUAGGAUCUGAGUCUUCUGUGAAGCAAUGCCCAUCCAGGGGAUGGAAAGUACACAACUGUGGUCAUAGUGAAGAUGCAGGAGUUCAGUGUACAGGUUAUUUUACCUCUCGGACUACCCAUUCUCCUUCAAGCAGCCCAAAAGUCGCAACCAAAGGUAUUCAUAUUUCUACCCUUUCCACUAAUACGCAGCAUCAUUCUAAAGUUUCAGCAGGACUCAGAAAAGGUCAUUAUGAUGACUUCCUGCUGACACAGGUUACAAUGGAAUUGGCCAAGGACUAUCGCCAGAAGCUUCCUGAUAGUCUGGAUCUACUGAAGGGAAUUCCUGCUUUUGAGGGAAAUGAACUGAAGCUUAGACUGGAGAGAAAAGCAAUGAUUUUGAAGGAGAAUGAUUCAGUGCAAGCAUUGAUCCACAAUGAUGUGAAGCAGUUUAAUGUGAACUUUUUUGACAACUUAGUAGCUAAUUGUGAUGGGUCAAGUGACAUUCGUCUAGUAAAUGGCCCUAAUUCAUGCUCUGGAAGAAUAGAGGUCUAUCACAAUAAUGAGUGGGGCACAGUGUGUGAUGACGACUGGGGAAUGCAGGAAGCUGCAGUUGUAUGUAAAUAUUUGGGAUGUGGAACUCCUGUUUCAGCACCAGGAAGUGCAUACUAUGGAGCAGGAACUGGGCCAAUAAUGCUGGAUGAUGUGAACUGCAGAGGAUCUGAGUCUUCUGUGAAACAAUGCCCAUCCAGGGGAUGGAAGGUACACAACUGUGGUCAUAGUGAAGAUGCAGGAGUCCAGUGUACAGAUUAUCUAACCUCUGAGGGUACCCUGUCUCAUUCAAGCAGCCCAGAAGCCACAACCGAAGAGUAUUUAACCUUUGAGAGUAUCCAUUCAGCUUCAAGAAGACCAGAAGUAACAACCACAGAUUAUUUAACACCUGAGGGUACCCAGUCUCCUUCAAUCAGCCCAGAAGUCACAACCGGAGAUUAUUUAACACCUGAGGAUACCCAGUCUCCUUCAAUCAGCCCAGAAGUCACAACCAGAGCUUAA